Messenger RNA from Perognathus longimembris pacificus (Pacific pocket mouse), 1288 nucleotides. It is a transcript of the gene Lrrc25, whose product is annotated as leucine rich repeat containing 25. The coding region runs from base 118 to 1035 and encodes 305 amino acids. Gene Ontology annotation, molecular function: protein binding. The transcript has 3 exons. NCBI's taxonomy places the organism in Eukaryota, Metazoa, Chordata, Mammalia, Rodentia, Heteromyidae. The record is from RefSeq and is a predicted model, not a curated record.
GCAACCCCGCACCAGUUCCUCUUUGCCCCAGUUGCUCCUGCGCAGAGGCCCAGUCACCGGGGACCUCGUUGAUCGUGCUUGGUGCUCUGUGGCUCCGGCCACGUCCAGGGUGGAUCCAUGGGUGUUAUCCCAGCCUGGGUGCUGCUGCCCCUACUGCAGGAACUAGCCCGCCCAGGCCUUUCCUGCUCCGUGGUCUCCAGGGAUGUGGACUGGACCUUGGAAUUUGAUGCCACGUGCCUGAAUUUCAGCGGCCAGGGUGUGCAGCUGCCUCAGGACCGGCCUCUGCGUGCCAGUCACUUGCAGGUCCUCGAUCUGUCCGACAAUGGCCUCCAGGAGCUCCCACCCACCUUCUUUGCAGACCUGGGCAGGCUACAGAUCCUCAAUGUGGCCAAGAACCCGCUGACCCAUGUGGCGGCCACCUUGGCCUCCCGCUGCGACCUCGAUCUCCAAGCCGACUGUGGCUGCGCCUUGGCCACCUGGCACCAGGUCCGGCAAGACAACUGCUCGGGCUGGUGGUCCCUGCAGUGCAUGCACACGGCCACUGGGGCCUUCCAAAACCUGUCCACCUUCCUGGAGGCCAGCUGUCCCCCCGGCCUGGCACCAGCUACCAUUGGGGCAGCCGUGGCCGGUGCCUUUGUCUUCUUUGGGUUCAUUGUGGCUGGCUCAGUGCUGGCCUGGAGACUCUGGGACCAGCGAGGGCCCCUGGGCCAGGGCAAAGGCUGGGAUGCUCAGGACAGAGCUGGAGCCAGAGCCAGGCCCGGCCUGCAGCUGAAGUACAGCAGCUGGAGGCCCGGCCCCACGCCCCAAGGGGACACCUUGACCCCCACACCCACCCCGGACUAUGAGAAUGUGUUCAUCGGCCAAGCAGCCAAGGUGCCCCAGCAGACUCCACACAAGGAUCCGGCUUCUGAGGACAGCGACUUCUACAUGAACUACGAAGGCCCCAGCAUGUAUCCCCAGGCCAUCUACUGCAACUUGGAGUCCCAAGUCCAGGCCCCACUGGAUGAAGAGGAUUAUGUGGUUCCUGGAUGCUGAGCCGCUUGGCCGCCUCCAUGCUGCCCUUCUGGGGUCUGCCAGGGAGGGCAUAGUGUGAUCCAGCUGCUCCCUAGCCAGAGUACCCGCCCAGCAGAGCACAGGGGAUGGAGGAAGCCCACCCUCAUGGCUCCGGGGACCCCUUCUCAGGGGUGCUUUGCCAUCAGGCUCCAGUGGGACAGACGAGGGGCUAGAGGACCACAUCUCCCCUCCUUUCUGUGCAGCUGGUGCUCAAUAAAAGCUCCAGGAGUCACAG